AUGAAUAAAAUAGUAGUUACAAACAGGAUUGAGGAGAUUGAUUCGAAUUCAAUGAUCGUUGAUGAGAACAGUUCAGUAAAGAUCAUAUUCCGGUCGCCGGUGAAUGUAUUUCGCCGAUUGCGUUCGAUGUUCCGUGUACAAAUUUUGUCGACGAUAAUGAGUAUAUUCCAGGACCAUGUUACGCAGUUUCAUGCUGAUAUCGCUGUAGUUUCGGUUAUUGAACAAUAUAGUGUCGGUUUUAGUGACCUGAAGUGUCAGUUUAUAUUUUAUUUGGUUGCAGAUGAUUUUGACAAUUCGAUUGCUGUUGAUGGUACAUCUGAACAUGUUAUUGUUGAAGAGUCAGCUAUUCCAGACAAUGAAGAAUUGUUGGGACUGUCUGUUGGAUCAAUAGAAGAUGCAUUUGGUAAAUACAAUGAUUAUGCGUUUCGUAUGGGGUUUAGUACUAGAAAGGGCAAACAGUAUUAUGUUACUGGCACUCGGAUUUUGAAGACGAAAGUGUUUUGUUGUUCUAAGUCUGGUUUUAGAAUAAUACCAGACAAUCCUAAUAAGUGUUACUCAAAGAUAGUUACUAGGUCUGGAUGUAAUGCAAUGUGUCAAUUUGAUAUAGAUUCAAAUGGGAAAUGGGUUGUUACUAAACAUGUGAAGGAGCAUAACCAUGAACUGUGUCCGGCUUCAUCAAGUUAUAUGCUUAGAUCGCAUAGGAAAGUGUCUGAGAAUCAGCUGACAUGUUUAAAAAACAUGAAGAGGAGUGGGGUCCCCUUAUCGGAUGGUAUUCGCUUCUUAAAAUGUCAGUCAGGAGGGUCACCGUUUGUUGGAUUUACUCCUAGGGAUGCGUAUAACAUGAUAUAUUCAGAUUCUGCAAAGCAUCUAGAUGGCACUGAUUCUAAUAGCUUGAUUGAGAUAUUUAGAAGGAGACAAAUGGAUGAAUCUGAUUUCUAUUUUGAAUUUGAACUUGAUGAGGAUGCAAGGCUGUGUAACUUUUUCUGGAGGGAUGGUCAAAUGAAGGCUGAUUAUGAUUUGUUUGGUGAUUUAGUUGUACACGAUACAACAUACCGUACAAAUAGAUAUGAUAUGAUAUGUGCCCCUUUUGUAGGAAUGAAUCAUCAUUGCAUGAAUGUGAUGUUUGGUUGUGGGUUUUUACUCAAUGAGAGGAUAGAGUCGUUUGUUUGGUUGUUCAAAGUAUUUGUACGAUCAAUGGGUGGUAAGCAUCCUCAAACAGUAAUGACUGAUCAGUGUGCUGCCAUGGCUGCUGGAAUCGCACAAGUAUUUUCGAAUUCAAAUCAUAGGCUUUGUAUAUGGCACAUUGGGGAGAAUUCGAAGAAGCACAUAAAAAGUCUGAGAAAUAAAAAAGGUUUCUUAGAGCUUUUCAAUUUUCUUUUGAAGUACAUUGACACCGAAGCUGAAUUUGAGUUUUAUUGGACCAGGAUGAUGACAGAAUAUGGGUGCCAUAAAAAUGUUUGGUUAAAUAAGCUAUAUUCUAUUAGGGAGAAAUGGUGUCCUGCAUUUAGUAAAGAAUAUUUCUCUGGUGGUAUUUUAUCAUCUCAAAGGAGCGAGUCUACGAAUCAUUCAAUACCUAGAAGAUUAUCAAAAACAGCUGGGUUGUGUGAUUUUUAUAAUUCAUUUGUUAGUGUAGUUUCUGAGUGGAGAAGUAGGGAAAACGGUGAAAAUGUGCGUUGUUCACAAGGGUUGGCACCUAUGGUGAUGAAUCAUGUGAAGCUCCUUUCACAUGCUAGGGACAUAUACACUAUUGAGAUAUAUUAUCUUUUUGAGGAACAGUUUUUGAAAGGGACUUCAUGCCAUCAAGAAUCUGUUGGGGGAAGUGGUAAUGAGAUAAAGUAUCAUGUGUGGCGUCCUGACGUUGAUCUCAUUCGUCAUGAAGUGUAUUUCAAAGUGAAUGAUUUGGAUAUAUCUUGUAGCUGUAUGUUGUUUUCAGAGAUGGGUAUUUUAUGCUCACAUUCUUUACGCAUUUUUAAUGUCCACUGUGUUGCAGCAAUACCAGAUAAGUACAUUAUCAAAAGAUGGACCAAAAAGGGUAUUGAAGAUAGAAUAAUAAGCAGUGAUAGUUCCUUGAAUAUUCUUAGCAUUGCGUCAUCUGUUUGGGUUAUUCAAAUGGGUAGGAAGUUUCAGCAGUUAGUUUUAUCCAGCCAAGCAAAUUGCAAGGCUCGGGAAGUGUGUGAAAAUGCUUUUGAGGAUGCUAGGAGGAAGGUUGAAGGUGAUAUUGGUCCUAUUGUCAUUGAAGAUGGUGAAGAACAGAUAGCUGGUGUAAUUCAAAAUCCAGCACGUAAUAGGGCGAAAGGUGAACGCAAUAGGAGGCAUAUUAGCACAAUUGAAAAGAAGUAUAACCAAGUGAGAGGGCGGAAGUUGGGUGUCAAGAUUGCUGAAAUGAGUACAAAGGCUGCAGUGCAGGCAUCUGUUGAAGGAGUUGUUGCUAAUAUUGUUGGCAGUGGUUAUUUUGUUCAUCCCUCUAGCGGCAGUCACGAGUUAGGUUUGGUUAAAUCUAGUUGA
Molecule: messenger RNA, 2505 nt
Organism: Ipomoea nil (Japanese morning glory)
Lineage: Eukaryota; Viridiplantae; Streptophyta; Magnoliopsida; Solanales; Convolvulaceae
Product: protein FAR1-RELATED SEQUENCE 5-like
Exons: 5
Coding region: 1-2505 (834 amino acids)
Biological process (GO): regulation of DNA-templated transcription
Molecular function (GO): zinc ion binding
Source: RefSeq, a predicted model, not a curated record